Messenger RNA from Strigops habroptila (Kakapo), 2003 nucleotides. RefSeq names its product major latex allergen Hev b 5-like. Bases 1146 to 1751 code for a protein of 201 amino acids. The record is from RefSeq and is a predicted model, not a curated record. The transcript is spliced from 4 exons. Lineage: Eukaryota; Metazoa; Chordata; Aves; Psittaciformes; Psittacidae.
UUCCCCAAGCACUGUCUUUGCAUGGUAGAGCAUCUUGCAAGACACAGUUUUCAGGAUGUCUGCAUGGCACCGGGGCUGUGCAGCAUCAUCACACAGUACCAGAACAUGGACAUCCUCACCAGCACAGGACACCUUCACUUGUGACUGAGCUACAAGAAACUCCCCUGUGAAUGACUUGGAUGCCUCACAUCUCUUUAUGCCAUCCUGGCCCACCCGCCCAUAUCAGAGCCUUCCCGUAUCUGCUGUGCUGCCACCACCCUGCUGCUUCUUUUGGGGCUGCUAAACCUGCCCCACGUCUCUGGAGGUAACCUGUAAUCUGCAGUGGACAAGGGGCCAUCUGGGUCUUCCCACUGGUUUUACUGGGGCUACCCAUUGCCAUCCUGCUUCCUGAGAGAACUGCUUUGCUCAUAGCCUGGAGCAACAAGUCACUGGGAAGUCCUCAACACACACAGGCCCUGGGCUGCAGUGCCAGUCUGGAUUCAUUAUUCUGUCUGGAUUUCCCAGGAAGGUGGUGCAGCCCUUGGACAGGUCACAUGAAUAUGGCAGUCUCCAUCCAUAGGGGUUUCCAAAGCAUACGAUGCCACAAGGGCUCUAACCUUGCGCAGCAGAAAGUCCCGCUGAGAGACAGGCUGCAGUGGAGACAGAGGUCCCUUCCCACCAGCAUUGCUAGGGUCCUGUGCAAACACCUUUCAAAUAGCAUACAUCCCAUUUCAGACCUCGCAAGGGGUCCUUAAGGGCUAACAACACUUCCCUGCAUCUCAUUCCGGAAACCAGUAGCAAGGGAGUGCUGCAUCCUGCCCUGCCAUGCAGCUUCUUUGGGCUAUAAAGGAGGGCAUUUGAGUCAUGGUUUAGCAGCAAGGAGUGUAAAUUUGUCUGAACUAUAAUUAUUUUUUGUAUAAAAGCACUAACUUUUGCUCUAACUUUGUGUGGAUCUUUUGCAAUCCACAGUAGAUCCUGAGCAGAGACUCUGUAUACCUUUGCACUCUGAUAAGGAGAACAUUAUUACCCUACUAGUGGCCAGGCCAGAUAAGAGGUUUUGGGCGGGCAGUCUGCAUUUUUUUCAAGCCCUCAUUAUGCUGCACCAGUAUCUCCAGAUGCCCUUCCGAGGGAGUUAGGCUGCUUCCUAUUCAACACAGCGAAGAGCCAUGGCCAAUUCAGAACAAUGCCACACUAAUUUGGAGCCUUCUAAUCAACCCAUUGCAGCCCGUGAGGAGCAUGGAGAGGCAGAAAUCCCCAUCGCCCGCCGCUUGAGAGACCGUGAGAUGCUCCGGAAAAGAAGGGAAAAAGCCCAGGAGAAGGACUCAGCUUACUGGAUUUACAGGGAGCCGAGGAUCAAAAAGCCGAGGAAAGGCAGAGGAGACAAGCAAGGAUGGGGUGACCAGCCAGCAGUGGAGCCCAAACCAGUGGCGGAACUGAAGGUGGAACCGGAGGCAGAACCAGUGGAAGAACCAGCGGAAGAACUGGAACAUGUCCAGCCCAACCUCAAGCCGCAGGAGAAGGCUGAGCCAGUGGCACCCAAGCCAGCACCACCUGAGCCAGUGCAACAGGAGCAGUCGCCUGCGCUGACCACCCAGGGCCUGGUUGCUGGGAUGCCAAUGGGAGCAGCGGGUGGGGAGCUGGCAGCCAGUAGCCAGGAUGCUGUGGGUGAUGAGGAGCUGCUGAAUCUGGCAGAAACGGAGAUACCUGAAGAUCUGAAUACUCCUCUGGAUAACAUGUGCCAGGAUAACGAAUACAUACCCUUUCUGUUUUAGUUUUCUGAUCGGGUUUUUUCCGGUUCAGGAUGUUUUGACUCCUGCCUGACAAACUCCAAUAAGUACUGCAGAGUGAUUUUGACCUGCUCCUUCCUUGUAACAAAGCCCAUACGCUCCUGGUCACUCUGCUUUUUAUGCUUCUUUUAAGUUAGAAUGAGGGCAAAUGUAAUUGCUGUGCUUUUAGCUAGCUGGAGCUGCUCAGCUUGGGCUUUUUUCCUGCACCCAAUAAAACAGCCACUUGUUUCAUCAUCU